CUGGUGUAGGUGGGAAAAACACUGCUGCUCUGAACGAGGUCCUCAGCACUGCUGCUACAAUUUUCCUCUUUAAAAUACAAAGAUUUCAGUGAGUAUGUCAGGCAAGACAGAGAUGGUGGUGCUGGUGACUGGAGGCUCCGGCGGGGUCGGUCAUGCCAUACAAACUAUUGUGCAACAAAAUAAAUGUACUGAUGAAAAGUGGAUUUUCCUCAGCUCCAAAGAUGCUGAUCUAUCGAUUGAAGCUGAAACUCGUGCAGUUUUUGAGAAGUACCGACCAACUCACGUCAUCCAUCUUGCUGCUAUGGUUGGAGGACUCUACAGAAAUCUGAAGUACAGUUGUGACUUCCUGAUUCAUGAUGGACCUCCUCAUUAUUCCAACUACGGCUACAGCAUGGCCAAACGUAUGAUCGAUGUCAUGAAUCAUUGCUACCAUAGACAAUAUGGUUGCAAUUAUACUGCAGUUAUUCCCACAAACUUGUAUGGACCCUAUGAUAACUUCAACCUGGAAGACGGACAUGUUUUACCUGGGCUGAUAAAUAAGGUGUACACAGCCAAAAAGAACGGGACACCUGUGACUGUCUGGGGGACAGGAAGACCUCUGAGACAGUUUGUGCACUUUCUGGACUUGGCAAAGCUGAUAAUAUGGACUCUGCGAGAAUAUAAGGAAAUAAGUCCCAUUCUACUCUCAGUUGAUGAAGAAGAUGAGAUAACAAUUAAGGAACUCGCUGAGAUGGUUGUUGAAGCUUUUGACUUCAAGGGAGAAGUGAUAUACGACACUUCGAAGAGUGACGGACAGUUCAAGAAGACUGCUAGUAAUGACAAGUUGAAGAAAUAUUUACCUGACUUUGAGUUUACUCCAAUAAGACAAGGUAUAAAAGAGACAGUGGAUUGGUUCAUCAAGAACUAUGAGACAGCAAGGAAAUAAAAGGUUCCUCACAGGUAAACUUAUAAAACACUAACAGUAACAUUGCUCCUGUAACUGUACGUACAUGACUGUACGUACAUGACUGUACGUACAUGACACAACACUCCAUAUAUAAUUGUCACCUAUAUUUACGCACCAUUUUGGUUGAGUCGACUUUUAAAAUACUUUUUCACCAAUAUAAUGUUUGACAAUGUGAGUAUAGACUCUUGCACUGCAGUGUUCCAUUACUUAUGUUCACUUGCAAUCAAUUUGACCUAGAUUUUUCGUAUUACUUCGUGGAAGAACAUACAACAGGUGAACAACAUCCAACAUGACUGAGAAAGGUUGUUUUCAUGUUGUACAUAUACUGUGAAUGUAGAGUCACGGACACAAUAUAUAUAUGGAAUCAGCCAGUAGUGAUUAGUUGAGGUAAUAAUCUCAGUGAAAUAACAGUAGUGAAGAUGUUAAAGAAAACUGUUAAAAAUAAAAUUGAAACAGUAGGCCUACGUCACUGUGUUUGUUGUGAAGAUUGUUGAAGUAUGAACCAAUGACCCGGGAUGGGGGGGGUGUGAACUCAUGGCAAGGGAGUCGUAAAACUCGAGGCCAGUGCGUAAAUCACUGGGCCUACACACUGGCCUCGAGUUUUACAACUCACUCGCCAUGGGUUCAAGCCCCACCCGUUAACUGUUUUGUUUGUAAUCGUUUUAUUACGAUUUGAUGAGUCAGUACUGAUGCUCAUCCGGGUUAUAAGAGAAAUUAAUGGUGUAUCACAGCGUUUAUUUUUAUGUUUUAUAUCUAUAAUAAUGCAACACGUUUUAUUAUAUAAAAAUUCUUUUAACAAUGAUCAUUAUUUUAUGAAUAAAAAAUGUUGGUAUUGCAAUUAUUUUGGUGGAUUGAUUUUGUUGCAGACUGAUGGUACACUUAUGUUAAUGUAGUGGGUUUAACAUAAUAAAGUAAUUUACUGA
Cherax quadricarinatus is the source of this 1869-nucleotide messenger RNA. The record is from RefSeq and is a predicted model, not a curated record. NCBI's taxonomy places the organism in Eukaryota, Metazoa, Arthropoda, Malacostraca, Decapoda, Parastacidae.